AAACCAAUGAUCCGACGAUUCGACUUUGCAUCUGUACAAGGUAAUAUACACUGCUCUCUACGUCGGCCUGAAAGACUUUACUGAUAUGCCUCUCAGAUCUUCAUGUGUUCGAACGAGCUGUGACGGGCUACCAGGUGCUUUUUGACAGGUAUGCAUAAGUCGGAUUUGUUGAAGGAGGCCAUACUAAUACUGGGAAUGUAGUGUGGCUACCUCGUUCGCCAUCUCACGACGUCGGAUGGUUGUCCCGAUCACUAAGAAGUGGGAAUCCAGCCUGGCUCGAAUCCAAGUGAUCAAGCGCGACAGAAUUGUGCAACUGGUAGUCUUCUUCAGUGACUUCCAUCAUGGAAAGUGCAUGAACUUCGUUCUCAAAGGCACCGACACCCUGGAGAGCUUCGGGAAAGCUGGCAAGUUUGGGGUUCGGAUUGUGGAUGCCAAAUUUGCUCUGCCGAAGACUGAAGAUGACCCGGCAUCGGACUUCGUAUCUCUGGACUCUCCGGAUUACCCAAUGGAGCACGACGACAUUUCAAUUGCCUUUGACUCUGAAGCAGGUAUGCCGAGUGAUCCCUUGCUAUUGCAUAUGUCUGGCGUUAAUACUGAUACCCUAUAGAUCGGACGAAUUUCCAUGCGGCUGUGCCCGGAUCAGUCCGUGAGCCGUCGAGGAUGAGCUCUCUGCGUCGUUAGGCUUAAGCUGAGUCCGACUGUCACUGUUUUGCAGUAUCCA
Aspergillus neoniger CBS 115656 is the source of this 721-nucleotide messenger RNA. RefSeq lists its product as uncharacterized. The record is from RefSeq and is a predicted model, not a curated record. NCBI's taxonomy places the organism in Eukaryota, Fungi, Ascomycota, Eurotiomycetes, Eurotiales, Aspergillaceae. The transcript has a single exon. Bases 236 to 607 code for a protein of 123 amino acids.